CACACGAGAUCUCGUCGGGUGAAAGUGAAAGUACUGCUGUGGAAUAUAAAGCUCUACUGCAGGCUUCUGACCAGUCAUAACCCGAUUGGAAGAGCAUCAAAUUUGGAUCGAGCUGCAUCACAGCACAGACUGCAGAUCUACAGAUUAAACACAGUCUUCCUUCUCAGAUUUCUGCUCUCUGCUCAGAGAAUCAGGAAGACACAGAGACCUUCAUCAUGGCCACCGCUGACCAGCUGCUAGAGCUGAUUUUCUGCUGGAUCGAGGAGAGGGAGCACUUUGCAGACAAUCUGAGGAAACUGGCAGAGGAGCUGGAGUCACUCAGAAAAAAAUGCAAUGUCGGUGAAUGUGUUAGCAGCUCAUUUACGGUGUUAGGAGCUGCAAGUAUGAUCGGGGCUGGUGUGGCCACUGUGUUUACGUUUGGAGCAGCUGCUCCACUUAUGAGUUUGGCAGCUACAUUUACAAACACGGGUUGUGUUGUUUAUCAAGGUACUGAACUCAUUGAGGACUUUUUAUCCUGCAGCAUUAUGAAGAAGUUGCAGGAUAUAGAAAAGAAAAGCAACAAAAUUGCAAGAGAAAUACAGCAGAUGCUGAAGCCUGAGAAGGAAGUGGCAAGUCUCUCAGCAGAAGCAGAUGAAUUGGAGCAUCACAUCAUGGCUGAAAUUCUGAGAGCUAUUGCGAGACAGAGUGGUGUAAAUGUUCAAAUCAUCAAUGACUCUGUGAUCAGUGACAUUCUCAAUCACAUGCUUCAAGAGUUUCCUCUGGAGAAAAUCAGUGAUGUACACAGUCGCAGGGCUGGGAGGGGUUCUUCGUCAGCGAGGGUGGGACGACGAUCAGAGGGGCACUUUGCAAGACAGAGUGGUCUAUAUGUUCAAAUCAAUAAUGACUCGAUCAGUCACACCCCUCAAGAGUUUCUUCGGGAGAAGAUCAGUGAUGUACACAGUCGCAGGGCUGGGAGGGGUUCUUCGUCAGCGAGGGUGGGACGACGAUCAGAGGGGCACUCUGGAGAUUGGAAGGGCACUGUCCCCUCAUUCUUUAUCCCUUCCCAGAUAAAAGAGACAUGCCUGGAAAACAUUAAAAUCCCGAUUAAUCCUUGGGUUAUUUCAACUGUUGGGAUUCUUACACCUGUCUUGAUUAUUAUUGGACAUGACAAGAAAAGGAUAACUAAAUUGAGAGAUACAGUACGUCAAAUUUAUAGAUCAGCUAGAUUUCCAAAAAGGUUUAUUUCCAACAGCAUAGGAGGUGUCAUGGUUGCUGGAGGACUUUGCUUAAUGGAAUAUGCACUUCCUGAAAUGAUUGACAACUGGACAAAAAUGAUUGAGGGGAAUCAUGUGACUGAAGCCAGCCAAUCACUGAGAGACACAGCCGACAGAAUCCAAAACGCCACUCAGACAAUGAAGGAACAGAUCAAAAAAACCAAGAAAAUGUUACAAGUGAUUGAGCAGAAGCAGCAGGAGUCACAAGAGACUGAACAGGAGGUGCAGGAGUCACAAGAGACUGAACAGGAGGUGCAGGAGUCACAAGAGACUGAACAGGACGAGCAGGAGUCACAAGAGACUGAACAGGAGGUGCAGGAGUCACAAGAGACUGAACAGGAGGUGCAGGAGUCACAAGAGACUGAACAGGAGGUGCAGGAGUCACAAGAGACUGAACAGGAGGUGCAGGAGUCACAAGAGACUGAACAGGAGGUGCAGGAGUCACAAGAGACUGAACAGGACGAGCAGGAGUCACAAGAGACUGAACAGGAUGAGCAGGAGUCACAAGAGACUGAACAGGAGGAGUGGAAGAGGAAAAAGAGGAAAAAGACUGAUCAGGAGGAGCAGGAGUCACAAGAGACUGAACAGAAGGAGUGGAAGUGGAAAAAGAUUUAUCUUAUUUAUCUUCUUCUGCUGUGCCUGUUUCCGACAGUGUAUCCUCCUGCAGUGAGUGUGGGGUUGCUCAAUGCUCAUUCAAUACUAAGUAUCAAAAAUAUGAAGGAAAAAAGACUCAGUAUCAAUAAUCUCAUAACAGAACAUAACCUGGAUGUCUUUCUCAUGACAGAGACAUGGUUAAAAAAUGAAACUGCAGAUGUAGCCCUUAGUGAAGCUUCGCCGAUAAACUUCACGUUCCAUCACGAGUGUAGGAAUACUGGAAAACGAGGAGGAGGUGUUGCCAUUCAGUAUUCAGAGGAGUUGAACUCUAGUAGAAUUUGUUUAAACUCUACAACAAUCUUUGAAUAUGUGGCCGCAACUCUGAGACAUGAAGAGUGGGACGAAGAUGUUGUGUUCAUAACUGUGUAUAACCCACCGACAAACCCCCCUCCGUUCAAGGAUUUCCUUGAGGAGUUGAAAAGGCUCUUAAAUGAGACCAAUCACUGUGCCAUUGUGGCUGGUGAUUUUAAUUUCAAUGUCAAAAACAACAACAGCAGCAAAAAACCCAGCGAGGACCAAAUAGAGAAGUUUAAAAAGGCCUAUAAUACGUAUGGCUUUAAACAGCAUGUAGAUGAGCCAACACACAAGAAAGGUAACACCCUGGAUCUGGUUUUCAGCAGAAAUGUUGACGUUUUUAACAUCAGAAUCAAUAGAGAUAAGUAUAAGAAUUUAAAUAAAAACAUUUCAGAUCAUUCUACCAUAUAUUUUGACAUUAGGCCAUUGCCAAAGUCAAAAAAUGCAACAACUAAGGCAAAUCCAUUUAAAAAGGAAGAAUAAUCAUGUAAAUAUGUGCAGUCGAGUCAUAUUUAACUGUAUAUCGCUUUUUACAAUACACAUUAUUUGAAAGCAGCUUUACAUACAGUGAUCAUAUUUAAUGAGGAGUAACUAUGUUACACAAUAUAAUUUUAAUUUUGGUCUGUAACUUCUAGUUGUAGAGACAAAUCUUAUUUCACAAAGCAUCAUUAUGUCAUGGUAAGUGUGUUUUUUACAGUUUAUGGUCAAACACCGGCACCCGGCAUUUUUAACAUGCUGAAACAUGGAAAACAGCGAUAAAGACACUUAUUUACCUGCAGGGUUAUCUUCUUUUCUUCGCCUCGAAUUCUGAAAGUUGUCAUAGGAGGUUUUGUCUCUUAGCCCCACUUUUUGCUCUUUCAGUCUUGUAGAUUGUUUACAUCUCCGUUAUCACAAAACCCACGACACACAACAAACAGCUCUUCAAGAGAAAAAUAAAUGUAAAAUAAAAAUAAAUGAAAUGGAAGUUUAAAAUACAGCCGUGACUUUUAAUUUAAAAGUACAAAUAAAUUAAAAUAUUCCUAAAAUAAAUAAAUAAAUAAAUAAAUAAAGCUUUCUUCUUAUUGCACUCUUUUAGGCUUCCAUCCAAUGUGGCGUUCCUUAAAAUUUGUUUUUAGAAAUGCAACCUCAUAUAAUGUCCAUCAGUGGCAUGUGACACAUUGCCUGACCUGUUUUUACAGUUCUUGUAUCUGUGCACAUGUAGUGUGAUACCACUGCUGGCAUUUGGAGCUCCUUGUAAUGAGCUGUUCGGCAAACACAGUAAACUGGUACUUCAGUUUUGGUCACGUUUGCCUCAGAUUCACCCUCUCGAGUCUUUAUGAUAAAUGUGAUGCUCUGUUUCGUUAAUGAUGAAUACAGCUGUGCCCUGAGCCUGCCCUCAUUAAACAUGCACAUUUCUGGUGGAUGACCCUUGCAUAAAGCAUAUGCAAAUGCUAUUGUAAACAGGCCACAGUUGCUCAAAUUUGACUGCUGCUGCACAGCUGGCUGCAGGACAUCAAAAUGGUCUGACUGUGGCCUUACCUUCCAGGGCAUAACUCACUGAAACCAUCAAUGUUCGCACUGUCCUUUGCCAUGAUGUAGCCGGCCAGGUCGAUGACAUCACAGGUCAACCAGAAAUCCUAGUGAAGAAUUUGUUGCAGCAUGUUUACUUUUGGUGGCCUGGAUAGUCUUCUUGGAGCAGUUAUUUCUGAAGGAUUUAAAUGAUUCCAGAUUGGCCCCUCGAUUUUUGACCAUCUUCUCCUGAUGUUCUUCACUGGACCUUUCUGUAAAUAAAGAAGAAUUUUAUUCCACUUACAAUUCAAAUGUGAUGCUAUGUAAACAUGAAAUGUUGUGUGUGAUCUUAGUCUAUCAAGUGUCUUUUUAACAUGGCACAGCAGUGUCAGUGCUGAGUUUGGAUCGGGACCUUCUAGAAAACCACAAGAUAAAUGUGAGGGCCUGAUGCAGGCGAAGAGAGAAUUAUGUUUAUGUUUUAACAAUUCAAUCACAUUUUUAUAGAAAUAAUAUAUAUUUGAGUUAAGAUUGAAAAUGAAUUUUUUUUCUUGCCCAUGAUCAAUCAUUAAGUCAAUAAUAUUAUAGUCAUUUAUUGUUUGAAGAUUUUAACGCAAAUGUACACUGUCUUUCUUAUGAAAAGGCCUUUUAAGGGCUUCAUUGGCGACUGGUAUGUUUUUCUAAAAACUGCUGUGCAUGUACACAUUUUUUGUGGUUACUUUUGGGCAUAUGUAAAUGCUAGAAGUGCUAACAUACAAAUAUAUUUUAAAGGUUAUGUAUGCAAAACAGGAGACACACGUAACUAGCACAAGGGCCAAAGUAUAUAUUAUAAUAGGUCCCUGUCUUCAGAGCUGAAGAUUUCCACGAAAAGAGGAAUUCAUACCUCGUUGGUCCAUCUAAUUGCUUGACAGACUGUACUUUGUACCUGCGAAGUGCAGAAACAGCUAAAUUAUUUCUGACUCACUUUAACGGCUUUUGUGUUUUAAUGAUGUCUGAUUUUUGGGUAUAAAGAAGGACCCUACUUCUUCCUUAUUUUCAGUCACUAUUUGACCUCUCUCAAUAGUGACUCAGCUUCUGCUCUUUGCAUAUCAGUGAGAUCUCAUCAACUCUGUUCUUAGGCAAGAACCUUUGACUCAGACUUAUAGAUUUAUACUUAAGCUUGGUUAACAUUAUAUUUGGAUUGUAUUAAGAUUACUAAACUGUUAUUAACUAUUAAACUAAGGUUUAAUUAAGAUUAUUACUAACAUUAUUCUAAUAAUAAUGAUAUUUUGGGUCUUCAAUAUUUCAGAGAUAUUGGAAUUUGAGUGAUUAUUGUCUGUAUUAUUCUGUUAUGAUGAUUGUCAUUUAUUAAAUUCACAUUUGUAUCAUUCAAAAUUAAUAUGUCUAUGAUUGACUUUCUGAUUAUGCUUUAUCAAGCAAUAAAAUCAAUUUAAUCAUCUGA
Molecule: messenger RNA, 5127 nt
Organism: Megalobrama amblycephala (Wuchang bream)
Lineage: Eukaryota; Metazoa; Chordata; Actinopteri; Cypriniformes; Xenocyprididae
Exons: 4
Coding region: 216-2684 (822 amino acids)
Molecular function (GO): catalytic activity
Source: RefSeq, a predicted model, not a curated record